CAGAUGCGCCCCUGCGUGCAGACAUCGGCCAGAGCCAGCAGGCAGGACGACGUGGAGGAAGAAGAAGAAGAAGAAGAAGAAGAAGAAGACUUCGAGGAAGAAAAAGGCAGAAUGACGACAGCAGGCAAAACCUUCGACGUGAUCGUGGUCGGCGGAGGGAUAUCAGGGUUGAGUGCAGCCAAGCUGUUAAGAGAGAGCGGACUCAACCCCGUGGUCUUGGAGGCUCGCGACAGAGUCGGUGGUCGAACUUUCACCGUAUCGAAUAAGGAGACCAAGUGGGUGGAUCUGGGCGGGGCUUACGUGGGCCCCACGCAGAAUCGCAUCCUGCGAUUGGCCAAGCAGUACGGCGUGAAGACGUACAAAGUCAACGAGCAGGAGAGUCUGCUGCAUCAUGUCAACGGAAAGUCCUACCACUUCAAAGGGUCCUUCCCCCCCACAUGGAACCCCAUCGUCAUGUUGGACUUCAACCAUCUGUUCAGGACAAUAGACGAGAUGGGCAAGGAGAUCCCCAGAGAGGCCCCCUGGAAAGCCCCCCAUGCUGAGGAGUGGGACAAGAUGAGCAUGCUUCAGUUCUUUGAGAAAAUCUGCUGGACCAAUGCCGCCCGCCGCUUCGGCACCUUGUUUGUCAACGUCAACGUGACCUCUGAACCCCACGAGGUGUCAGCCCUCUGGUUCCUGUGGUACGUGAAGCAGUGUGGAGGAACCAUGAGGAUCUUCUCCACCACCAACGGAGGACAGGAGAGGAAGUUUGUGGGGGGCUCCAACCAGAUCAGCGAGUGCAUGGCCAGAGAACUGGGGGAGCGUGUCAAGCUGCAGUCCCCGGUCUACAGGAUCGACCAGAGCGGGGACAUGGUGGUGGUGGAGACCACAGACAAACAAACCUACAAGGCUAAGUACGUGAUCGUGGCCACGCCUCCCGCACUCAACAUGAAGAUGCACUUCAACCCCGAGCUUCCCCCCCUGAGGAACCAGCUGAUCACCCGCGUCCCCAUGGGCUCGGUCAUCAAGUGCAUGGUGUACUACAAAGAAAACUUCUGGAGGAAAAAGGGUUUUUGUGGCAGCAUGGUGAUCGAGGAGGAAGGGUCACCCAUUGGACUGACGCUGGAUGACACAAAGCCCGACGGGACCGUGCCUGCCAUCAUGGGAUUCAUCCUUGCCCGCAAAUGCAGGAAGCUGUGUGGCCUCACCAAAGAGGAGAGGUUCAAGAGGAUCUGUGCGAUCUACUCCAAAGUGCUGGGCACUGACGAGGCUCUGCAUGCGGUCCACUACGAGGAGAAGAACUGGUGUGAAGAGGAGUACUCGGGAGGAUGCUACACAGCCUACUUCCCCCCAGGGAUCCUCACACAGUUUGGAAGGGUCCUGAGGGAGCCCGUGGGAAGGGUGCACUUUGCGGGGACCGAGACCGCCACUGAGUGGAGUGGCUACAUGGAGGGGGCGGUCCAGGCCGGAGAAAGGGCAGCAAGAGAGGUCUUGUGUGAAAUGGGUCGAAUCAGCCGCAGUCAGAUCUGGCAGACGGAACCCGAGUCCACGGAAGUGGUGGCGCUCCCCUUUGUGACCACCUUCUGGGACAGGAACUUGCCAUCAGUGGGCGGAGUCUUCAAGCUUAUGGGCGUCACCACUGUGGUGUGCGUGCUCGCCACAGCGGCCGGCGUGGUUGCCUACAAGAAGGGGCUCCUCCCGCGCUGUUAAGGGCCCGCCCAGGAGCCCCGACCGCCGCCCCGUCCAGUCCCAUGUGGCUCGACACGCACCGCGAGGAACACGUAGCAACACGGAACUUUUGAAGUGGUUUUAAAAAAAUAAUACAACACACCAUCUCUACUACUCCGUGCACUGCCAGCCAUGUUUACUUUCAUGAUCACCUGGGAUUUUUUUCUAACUGUGUGUGUGUGUGUGUGUGUGUGUGUGUGUGUGUGUGUGUGUGCGUGUGCGUGUGCGCGUGCGCGUGCGCGUGCGUGUCAAAUUACCUCUGCUCAUUAUUUUAGGUGCUGAUUAAUAGUGCUGAUGCAGCAUUUGUGCCACGGCAAGACAAGUCACACAGGAAGUUGAACAACACUUCUGGUACUCUCUCCUUGUUUGUUUGGUUCCAUUUGUUCAUCAGUCCCUAUUAAAGCCAUACAAAAACUAGAGGCAUUAUUUUACGUUUUAUAAAUAAUUUGUAUAAUUUAUCAGAGUAAAUCCAUCCAGUGAUUUUUUUGUGUGUUUAAAUAUUUAAAGUAAAAGCAUGUAUUUGUCAACAUUUUAUACUAAUGUAAUUAUCCCAGCAGGCACAAGACAUGAAAACAACGUUGAGAACUUGUUGAAUUAGGUCCUGACGUUGAACAACUCAAAUACAACGUUGAAACAACAUACGUUUUGACAGCGUUGAAUCAAUGUUGGGUUCUGACGUUGAUUUGAUCACUGAAUGUUGGUCAUUUCCCAACUAAUAUUCUACAACACAAAUACAACGUUAAAGGCCUACUUAAACCCACUACUACCCACCAUGCAGUCUGAUAGUUUAUAUAUCAAUGAUGAAAUAUUAACAUUGCAACACAUGCCAAUACGGCCUUUUUAGUUUACUAAAUUACAAUGUUAAAUUUCCCGGGAGUUUCGUCUUGAAAAUGUCGUGUAAUGACGACGUGUACGCAAGACGUCACGCGUUUUUAGGAAGUAUGAACGCUGCGCACACACACAGCUAAAUUUCGUCUGCUUUAACGGCAUAAUUACACAGUAUUUUGGAGAUCUGUGUUGCUGGAUCUUUUGCAAUUUGUUCAAUUAAUAUUGGAGAAGUCACAGUAGAAAGAUGGAGUUGGGAAGCUUUAGCCUUUAGCCACACAAACACACGGUGAUUCCUUGUUUAAAAUUCCCGGAGGUGAAAAUUUACUAUGGAUCAGAGCGUGGUCAAGCAAACAUGAAUCCAGACCAAAUGUCAACCAGCAGGUUUUGGUGAGAAAAUUGUGGUUAAAAAGUCGCUUCUUACCGGAGAAAAGCUGAGCUUGUGCCGUCCAUGAAGCUGUCGUCGACUUCCCUGACACAUUGGCGUCAAGACACCCGUGGAGACACCCUUCCGACUAUCAGAUACUAUUAAACUCACUAAAACACUAGCAACACAAUAGAAAGAUAAGGGAUUUCCCAGAAUUAUCCUAGUAAAUUUGUUUAAAAACAUCGGAAUCCGUCUCAAUGCAUUUGCGUUUUUUUUUUUUCUAGUCCGUCACUAUCAAUAUCCUCAAACACGAAUCUUUCAUCCUCGCUCAAAUUAAUGGAAAAAUUGUCGUUUUCUCGGUCCGAAUAGCACUUUUUGUUGGAGGCUCCCAUUAAAAACAAUGUAAAUAUGUGAGGAGCCCCCACACUUGCGACGUCAUCGUCGGCAACUUCUGGUAGAGGCAGGGCUUUUCUCUUAGCACCGAAAGUUGUGAACUUUAUCAUGGAUGUUCUCUACUAAAUCCUUUCAGCAAAAAUAUGGCAAUAUCGCGAAAUGAUCAAGUAUGACACAUAGAAUGGACCUGCUAUCCCCGUUUGAAUAAGAAAAUGUCAUUUCAGUAGGCCUUUAAAACAACAUGCUUUUUGACAAAGUUUAAUCCCUAGUGAUUUAGGGCUAUACAGUAUAAAUAAACAUUGAUUGACUGAUUGAAUGUUGGGUUAUGACGUCGAUUUGACCAUUGAAUUAUGGUAAUUUCCCAACCAAUAUUCUACACUCAAAUACAACGUUGAAACAACAUUCUUUUGACAACAUUUAAUCAAUGUCAGGUUGUAACAUUGAUUAGACCAUUGAAAUUUGGUCAUUUCCCAACCAAUCUUCUACAACUCAAACAUAAUGUUGAAACAACAUGCUUUUUGACAACGUUUAAUCAUUAAUCGGUUCUGACGCUGAUUUGACCAUUGAAUUUUGGUCAUUUUCCAACCAAUAUUCGAUAACACAAAUACAACAUUGAAACAACAUGCUUUUUGACGGCGUGUAUUCAAUGUUGGGUUCUGAUGUUGAUUUGAACAUUGAAAUUUGGUCAUUUCCCAACCAACAACAUGGAUCCAACGUUAGACAUCAACGUUUACAAAUACAACUAUUUUGCAACGUUGUUUCAAUGUCAGUUUUAAAGGACAUGUACGUAUAAUCAACGUUGAUUCAAUGUCUUGUGUCUUCUGGGAUUGUAUAGGGGAAAUGUAAAUAAUAAUUAUUAACACAAGUAAAGUAUAAAAGAUAUAUAACUAUAGAUACAA
Nerophis ophidion (straightnose pipefish) is the source of this 4191-nucleotide messenger RNA. It is a transcript of the gene maoa, whose product is annotated as monoamine oxidase. Lineage: Eukaryota; Metazoa; Chordata; Actinopteri; Syngnathiformes; Syngnathidae. The record is from RefSeq and is a predicted model, not a curated record. Bases 4 to 1689 code for a protein of 561 amino acids. The transcript is spliced from 15 exons. Gene Ontology annotation, molecular function: oxidoreductase activity.